Molecule: messenger RNA, 2717 nt
Organism: Brienomyrus brachyistius
Lineage: Eukaryota; Metazoa; Chordata; Actinopteri; Osteoglossiformes; Mormyridae
Product: tripartite motif-containing protein 16-like
Exons: 7
Coding region: 34-1722 (562 amino acids)
Molecular function (GO): zinc ion binding; protein binding
Source: RefSeq, a predicted model, not a curated record
AGUAAAAUUCAGCCUGUCGAGGUGCGUAGCGAAAUGGCAGAGUCUGGAUUCAUUCUGAGCAAGACCCAGUUUAGCUGUCCGAUCUGUCUGGAUCUACUGAAGGAUCCAGUGACCAUUAAUUGUGGACACAGUUACUGCAUGAGCUGCAUUAAGGUCUUCUGGGAUUACAAAGACCGUGCUGGUGUUUACUGCUGCCCCCAGUGCAGAAAGACCUUCACACCUAGACCAGUUCUAGGCAGAAACAUUGUGCUGGCGGAUAUGGUGGAGAAACUGAAAAAGGCAGGACUGCAAGGCAGCUCUCCUGCUCAAAGUUACGCUGGUCCUGGAGAUGUGGAGUGUGACGUCUGCAUUGGCAGAAAACACAAAGCUGUCAAGUCCUGCCUGGUGUGUCUGUUUUCUUACUGCAAAGGUCAUCUACAGCUUCACGAUGAGCUCAACCCAGGAAAGAAGCACAAGCUGAUCGAUGCCACUGGACAUCUGCAGGACAAGGUCUGUCCUCAUCACGACAAGCUGCUGGAGGUCUACUGCCGUACCGACCAGCAGUGUAUCUGCGUGCUCUGCGUGAUGGAUAAACACAGAGGCCACGAUACAGUCUCCGCUGCCGCAGGAAGGACUGAGAAGCAGACUGAACUCCAGAAGAAGAUCCAGGAGAAAGACAAAAGGUUACAGAAGUUGAGGCAGGCUGUGGAUUCACUCAAACGCUCUGCGCAAGCUGCGGUGGAGGACAGCGACAAGGCCUUUGCCGUCAUGAUGCGCUUCAUUAAACGGAAGCGCUCAGAUGUGAAAGAGCUGAUCCAAGAUCAGGAGAAGGCUGCACUCAGUCAGACUGAAGGGCUCAUCAAGCAGGUGGAGCAGGAGAUUGUUGAGCUCAAGAGGAGAGAUGCGAAGCUGGAGAAGUUCUCAGACACGGAGGAUCACAUCCAUUUCCUCCAGAACUUUCAAUCCCUCUGUGAGCCCGUUGUUGGUGAAAGCUCGCCCAGCCUCCCUGUCUACCCACACUGUUCAUUCGAGGAUGUGAGGAAUGCCAUCUCUGACCUGAAAGAGCAGAUGAUGGAGCUCCUGAAAGUGAAAGUAACCAAAAUCUCGCAAACAGUGAGAGACGUUGGCAUCGUACAGAGCAAGAGCAAAGAAAACUUUCCGCAAACGAAAAAGGAAGCCGUGCUGCACACGCCGGAGCCCAUGACGAGAGAGGACUUUCUGCAAUAUUCCUGCCAUCUCACCCUGGAUCCCAACACCACGCAUAAGCACCUGCGCCUGUUAGACGGGAACCGCGUCGUGAAGUGGGUGGGGGCGGAUCAGUCAUAUCCCGAGUGCGCGGACAGGUUUGAUUUCUAUCUGCAAGUGCUGUGUAGGGAGGGGCUGUCCGGACGUUGCUACUGGGAGGCAGAGUGGAGUGGGAACUGGGUUAUUAUUGCAGCGUCGUAUAAAGAGAUCCGCAGGAGAGGCGAGGGAAACAGAUCCUGCCUGGGGCGGAAUGAAAAGUCCUGGAGUUUAUACUGCUCUCCUUCCAAAUACUUCUUCCGGCAUAAUAAUGAGGAGAUCCCAGUGUCUGGCCCCCCCUCCUCCAGGAUAGGGGUGUACCUGAAUCAUGGCGCAGGAACUCUGUGCUUCUACAGCAUCUCUGGCACAAUGACCCUCCUGCACAGGGUCCAGACCACGUUCACGCAGUGUCUGCAUCCCGCAUUUUUCAUUUAUGGGGGCAGCACGGUGCAUUUGUGUUAAAAGCCAUGAGAAAAGAGGCACGUGAGAUCAAAUUCCUGUAGAAUUAUGAUUUUUUUUUUCAUGUUUCUAUAUUAGGGCGGCAUGGUGGUGCAGUGGUUAGCACUGUCGCCUCACACCUCUGGGACCCGGGUUCGAGUCUCCGCCUGGGUCACAUGUGUGCGGAGUUUGCAUGUUCUCCCCGUGUCGUCAUGGGGUUUCCUCCGGGUACUCCGGUUUCCCCCCACGGUCCAAAAACAUGCUGAGGCUAAUUGGAGUUGCUGAAUUGCCCGUAGGUGUGCAUGUGUGAGUGAAUGGUGUGUGAGUGUGCCCUGCGAUGGGCUGGCCCCCCAUCCUGGGUUGUUCCCUGCCUCGUGCCCAUUGAUUCCGGGAUAGGCUCCGGACCCCCCGCGACCCAAUAGGAUAAGCGGUUUGGAAAAUGGAUGGAUGGAUGGAUGUUUCUAUAUUACUUUAAAUUAAACCUACAUUAGGUUAGUAUAUUACGUGAGAGACACCAAUACAUCCAGUCUGCAUUGUUUGACUGGUUUCUUACUCUGACUUUUGCUGGAUUGUUGAUAUAGUUACAGUGUUGCCAACUUUGGUCAGCUGGCUGGCAUGAGAUUUUCAAUUCGUUUACAUGUAUGUAACAGUUUCAUUUGCAUUGUCAAUAGCCUGUAGGGUUUGCAAACUGUAGCCAAUUGUAGAUUUACAAUAGAAAAAACAUAGAUUUUGCGUGAGGUACCUCGCUUGAGCGUUUGAGUCUGAAAGCGUGAGCGUAAUGCGCGACAGCUGGGAACUCUGUAGUUAUUGAAUGUUUUUUUUUUACUUUUCAGUAAAAAAAUUUGAGAAUAGUCUUGAGACACCGAGUAGGUGAGAUUACUGUCUGUUGUCAGUCACUGUGCAGUUUGAAUCAACAAGAAGCAAAGUCAACUGAGUCAUGAGUGAAAGCAUGUGUUACAUAUGUGUUAGAUAUAGAAGGAUUAUAUUCAUUUCAUAAAUGUAUGGUUAAUUAGAUUUUC